CCAGCGCACGUCACACACUUCGCACUUCGCCUCCGCCUGCUUCUGUCACCGAUCCGUGGCGCCACCCCCGCGGAGCGUGGGAGAAAUGGGAAACUCUCACAUCACAGCCUUCCUAUUCACCCAUUCUCGCGUGAGUUGGAGCGGGAGGGCGCCACCGUCAUCACAAUACCGGAAGGACCCCACCUGACUUCCGCUUUAGCCCGUCAGCCUUGUUUUACUGCUUGAAUGGUUGUUUCUUGCGUGCGGUUUCGAACGGUUAUGCAGCGAUUUUCGUUCUUGGGGACGUGCUGCGUUGUUCCUGGCUGCAGUAUGCGGUCAGGUACCAACCUGCUGUCAGAAAUAAGAAUGUUUUCCUUUCCGCGAGACCCGCAACGGAGGGCAGUCUGGACUCAAUCAAUCAGAAGAGAUCACUGGAAGCCGAACAACAACAGAAAAAUAUGCUCCACUCAUUUCAUUCAAGGGAAGCCAUCUGAUGACCUGACACACCCAGACUAUGUUCCGUCCCCCUUCUUCUUCAAGAAACAACAGGACCCUGAGCAGAAGCUGCAAAGGUACAGCCGCCUUCAGCAGCGGCGUAAGAGGGCGAGAACCGAAACUGCUGCAGAAAGUGAUGUCCCUGCUGAAGCCAUGGAUGAGUUCAACGAAGACACAGUGUCAACACAGAACUGUGCUUUAGCAACCGACCAAACAGAGCACACAGGCACAGACCCAAUGAUGUCCUCAGAAGAGAUCGACAGAAUUCUCAAAGAGAACUGCAGCCUCAAAGAACAGGUGGCAUCCCUGUCCAGUGAACUACAGACAACAAAAGACCUCAUGAAAGGUCACCAAGCCAACAGUAAGGUCCUGAAAGAAGCACUUGAUGAGCGCACAACUACGAAACAAGUACUGAAAAAUGAUCAGAGUGUGAAGUUUCACACUGGCGUUGUUUCAAAAGAUAUGUUCUAUGCCAUAUUGAACUUUAUCUUGUCAUUUUGGUGCCCCAACAUUGGAACGCACCUUGAACCGCAAGAACAGUUCCUCAUUGUUCUGAUGCGUUUGCGUCUUGGUCUGCUGACAGAUGAUUUGGCAUGUCGUUUUGGUGUGUCUUCGUCAUGUGUCAGUGCAAUCUUUCAUGCCUGGCUCAACGAGCUUGCGCAAAACCUGGAGAGGCUGAUUGUAUGGCCAUCGAGACACGCUAUCAGGCGCAACUUGCCAAAUGCGUACAGGGAUCCAAUGUUUGACAAUGUUAGAUGUGUGGUUGACUGCUCUGAAAUUUUUAUUCAUAAGCCUUCAUGCCUAAAAGCAAGGAGCCAAACCUACUCACAGUAUAAACACCACAAUACUGUGAGAUUUCUGGUGGCAAUUUCACCAACACGUGCAAUAACCUUUAUCUCUAAAGCUUGGGGAGGGAGAGCAUCAGACAAGCAACUAACAGCUGCGUCAAAGCUUCUUGAGAAAAUAGAAGAAGGGGAUAUGGUGCUUGCAGACCGUGGCUCUCGGUGCCAUGAGAUGUUUGCAGGAAAGGGUGCAAGUGUUCUAAUGCCAUCGUUCACGAAGGGAAAAAAUCAGCUGUCUGGAGGAGAAGUGACGUUGUCGAGGAAGAUGUAAAGCGUGCGAAUACAUGUGGAACGGUCGAUAAGGCGAAUCAAAACAUUUCGUAUUUUUCAAAUGGUUCUGCCAAUUUCAUUCAUCAAAAGGCCACGGGACAGUGAUAUGAACACCAUUGAUAAAGUGCUUAUUGUUUGUGCCGCACUCUGCAACCUGCAAAAUCCCCUCAUCUCCCAGGCGUAAACUCUGUUUAAACUCUCCUCACGUGAGUGCAACUUGAGGUGAAUUGGGGUUUAAUAUAAGUCUUCCAUGAACAUUUGACGCAUGAAGUCAGAUGUGACAGUCAGUGCAU
This is a messenger RNA of Ornithodoros turicata, 1879 nucleotides long. RefSeq lists its product as uncharacterized. The record is from RefSeq and is a predicted model, not a curated record. NCBI's taxonomy places the organism in Eukaryota, Metazoa, Arthropoda, Arachnida, Ixodida, Argasidae. The transcript has 2 exons. The coding region runs from base 226 to 1587 and encodes 453 amino acids.